AUGCCCGAAGGAACGGAUGUCAUUCAAGAUGGUUCCGAAAUGCAGAAGAUCAUCGAGGGAGAUGCUCACUUCCAUCGCUUAGGAUGGAAAUGUGUAACAGUAAUCCUAAUCAUCAACGCAAUCGCUUUGGAUAGCCUUAGUCUGCCUGCUGCUUUCGCCUCUCUCGGGAUGGUUGCAGGUGUCCUUGUCUGUAUCGGCAUCGGUUUCAUUGCAAUCUACACAAGUCUCAUCAUUGGCCAGGUGAAACUCGAAUUUCCAGCAGUUGCACACUACGUUGACAUUGGACGUCUCAUGAUGGGUGGAUUUGGAGCUAUACUCGUCAUGUUUGUUAGCGGCGCGAUACUUGUUAUUUUCUAUCUCCCACCUGUUAUGUGGUUCGUCCUCCUCAAAGAAGGCGCUUGGUACGAUCGUGAAAACAUCAAAAGCUCUGUUUGCAACGGCAUCGUAUUUGUUAUCGGCAUCACUAUUAUUGGGUGCAGUACCUACGCGAGUAUUGUUGGAAUGGUAAGUUUAGCAUUAGAUUUGGUGAUGAAUAUAAAACUAACAAGAUUUUCUAGAUCCAGAAGUUUGACUCGGGUUCUGUUGGAGACCAUUUUCAUGUUCCAGCCAAGAGGGACAUUUCCGCGGUCAAGGUUGUAG
Molecule: messenger RNA, 639 nt
Organism: Penicillium waksmanii
Lineage: Eukaryota; Fungi; Ascomycota; Eurotiomycetes; Eurotiales; Aspergillaceae
Exons: 1
Coding region: 1-639 (212 amino acids)
Source: RefSeq, a predicted model, not a curated record